AUGGCUACCUCAAACACAAAUGCCUCACCCAACAAACCCUCUUUCCUAAUUCCUCUUCUUGCCUUUGUGACAAUGUUGUUCAUGUUCCCCAACACGGUGAAGUCAGCCCACAACAAUGUCAUUCAACUCACCAAGUUAGACAGUAAUGGAAACCCUGUGACUGGCAGUGUGGGAAGAGUGUUAUACUCUGCACCAUUGCGCCUCUGGGAAAGCUCUACGGUAGUAUCAACCUUUGAGACCACUUUCACCUUUCAAAUCUCAACACCUUACACUACUCCUCUAGCUGAUGGCUUCGCCUUAUUCCUUGCACCAUAUGACACUGUCAUCCCUCCAAAUUCUGGUGGCAAUCUCCUUUGA
Sphenostylis stenocarpa is the source of this 357-nucleotide messenger RNA. The record is from the annotation of a GenBank genome assembly. Lineage: Eukaryota; Viridiplantae; Streptophyta; Magnoliopsida; Fabales; Fabaceae.